AUGUAUGGUUGUUAUUUGACAUCUGAUGAUGAUAAAUUUCUUGAUUUAAUUACUGAUGAAUUAGACAAAUACAAUCUAUUGAAUGAUUCGUCCUUUAUUCUUCUUUUUCCACCUUUAUCAUCACGACAUCGAUUAUUAUUACAUCGUCUUCGUGAGAAAAAUUAUUCUAAUCUAUUUAGUUUUUCUAUCGGUGAAGAAAAAACUACUCGUCGAGCAAUAAUUUGUUUGAAAUCACAAGUUAUGGAUGAAAUAAAUAUAACACCAUCAACCACAACGCUAGUCCCUUCAAACGGUGAAUCUUCAACGAAACGUCGUCCAGAUCAAGCUUUAUAUAAGCCACCACGUCGAAAUAAAAAUUCCGAGAAUUCUAGUCCAAUUGCUACACCACCACCAGCACCGCCGCCAUCGACGACGUCACCUGAAGAAGUUCAACAAAAUAAUAGUACAACUAAGUCGACGAAAAGUAAAACAGCUCGUCCAUCAGCUGAACCUUAUGUUCCACCGUCCAGACGUAGUCAACUGGUGAACAAAGAACUACUUUCACCUUUAUCUUCAUCUGCAUCAUUCACUCCUGAAAAUAAAAAAGAAGAUGGUGAAGUGGAGGAAGAAGAAGAAGAAGAAGAAGAAGAGGAAUGGGAAAAAAUAUUAGAUAGUAAUGAAAAUCCUCUAUAUAAUGACCCUGUUGAAGAAAUUCAAACAAAAUUCAAAGAAAGUGUUCAGAUAAAAAAACCAACAAAUGACUAUUCUCAAUGGUCAGUCGAUGAUAUACAAAUAAAAGAAGCUGAUUUAGCUCAUGUAGUUGAAGUAUCAAAUUUUCCAUCAACAUUUCGUAGUGAAGAUCUUUCAAAUGCAUUCAAAACACUUACUCGAAGUAUAUUCGAUAUAAAAUGGGUUGAUGAAACACAUGCUCUGAUCGUUUUUCCAGAUGCUAAUAUGGCUUUGGAUGCGCUUCAAAUGGAACAUCCUCUGUUAAAAGUUUGUUCGAUGUCUCAAGCAUCAUCUGCAUCGAAGAAAAAAGCAAAAAAUUCACUUGAAUUUCUUCAACCGUAUAAAACUCGACCGCAAACAUCAUCAUUAACAGCUAAUCGUCGUAUAUGUGCUGCAUUGGGUUUAAAAAAUCCGAUGAGUAGUGAUAAAACUAAAACUGAACGACAAAAAAUUGAAACAGCUAGACAACAAAAAAUUCGUGACAAAGAAGAACAAAAAACAGUUUGGGAUGGUGGUAUUUUAUCUGCUACAUCAACAACAUAA
Messenger RNA from Rotaria sordida, 1251 nucleotides. NCBI's taxonomy places the organism in Eukaryota, Metazoa, Rotifera, Eurotatoria, Philodinida, Philodinidae. The record is from the annotation of a GenBank genome assembly.